AUGGGGAAACACAACAGCAAGCUGGCCCCAGAGGUCCUGGACGAUCUGACCAAGAACACUGAAUUCAACGAGGCGGAGCUCAAGCAGUGGUACAAAGGCUUCCUCAAAGACUGUCCCUCAGGCAUCCUCAACCUGGAUGAGUUUCAGCAGCUCUAUGUUAAGUUUUUCCCCUAUGGUGACGCCUCCAAGUUCGCCCAGCACGCGUUUCGGACGUUUGACAAGAAUGGCGACGGGACCAUCGACUUCAGGGAGUUUAUCUGCGCCCUGUCCAUCACCUCCAGGGGCAGCUUCGAGCAGAAACUCAACUGGGCCUUCAACAUGUACGAUCUGGACGGGGAUGGCAAGAUCACACGCAUGGAGAUGCUGGAGAUCAUCGAGGCCAUCUACAAGAUGGUCGGCACCGUGAUCAUGAUGCGUAUGAACGAGGACGGGCUGACCCCUCAGCAGCGCGUGGACAAGAUCUUCUCCAAGAUGGACAAGGACCACAACGACGAGAUCACCCUGGAAGAGUUUAAAGAGGCCGCCAAGUCCGACCCCUCCAUCGUCCUACUGCUGCAGUGUGACAUGCAGAAGUAG
Molecule: messenger RNA, 576 nt
Organism: Scomber japonicus (chub mackerel)
Lineage: Eukaryota; Metazoa; Chordata; Actinopteri; Scombriformes; Scombridae
Product: hippocalcin-like protein 4
Exons: 3
Coding region: 1-576 (191 amino acids)
Molecular function (GO): calcium ion binding
Source: RefSeq, a predicted model, not a curated record